AUGCGACUACUUGAAGAGUGUAACGCUGAUCCUGAUAUUGGCCUGAAUUGGGACAACACAUACAUUUUCCCUCUCACUCAAGCCAUCUUCAUCAGAGACUUCGAGAUCGCAGAGACACUUUUGAUUAAAGGAGCGAAAGUGAAACCCUGCCACGAUAUUCUUCAUCAUAACAUGCCGCCGGCGCUGAGUCACCCCAUUGCUGUCGCAAUUGCAUACGGGCAGACGGAGAUGGUAAAUUUGAUGCUUGUUCACGACGUCCCCGUAAAUUUCACCUGGGACCUAGCCAGGGACGGCCUGUUAACCCCUUUCCUCCAGGCGCUUUCUCGCGGAGACCUAGAGCUCGUGCGAGUGCUCCUGGAUCACGGCGCCGAUGUCCUUCAAAAUAGCCUUACUCAACUGAACGAAGACGACAUGUCCCGAUACAUUAAUUGCUUCAGCGCACGACAAGCCCAGCUCAUGAAAUUCUUAUCACUGUGCGAGGCACUGUAUCUUUGGCCAUAUAGUUUCGGCUCGGCGCUUCUGAUUGCUACUGGAAUAGAGAACCGCGGGUUGAUGGAAUAUUUCUUGGGUGACGCGACUGUGGAAACAGAAUACAUCAACGAGAACAAGCUGACUGCUUUGCAUGUAGCUGCAGGCGCCGAGGGAGACGAAUUUGUUGAGUUUUUGCUUACGAACGGCACGUCCAUCGAAGCUAGGGAUAGUUACGGCGCUACACCAUUGAUGCAUGCGGUCUUUUACGGGAAUUUGCCUGCGGUAGAGCGUUUCUUGUCGUCCGGAGCCUCCGCCGACGAUUUAGUUGAUGGUCGAUUCUCAGGCUUUCCUCUAGUGUCGUCAGGAGUUCCAUACGACGAUCUUUUUGAUCGUCUCACAAAGUCGCUAUCAGAAUUCGCGCAGUUCUGCGAGUUCAGAUGGACAGCAAUCCAGGUAUCAUCCCAUCGAGGCUUUUGUAAGAUCCUUGCUGUCUUACUUAGAGCUGGAGGAGAUCCCUUUCAUCAGUCAAGAGAUGGGAAAACAGCGCUUGAUCUUGCAAUAGCUAGUCGUCGUUGGGGCAUUGUUACGGACUUACUUCAAUUGGGAGUUAAGUUCAACGCCACGAGUUCUUCAGUCGCUCGCCUUCUUGAUGAGACGAGUGAUGAUUACAACGACGAGGCUGCGUGCAUAUUAGCCGACCGCGGCGCCAAUUCACCGAUAAUGGUCUCGGAGAUCAAAUCUAAGGGACUGAGACGGAAUACAGAGCUUCUUGCCAUCCUCGAUGAAGCGGCCAGGGCACUACUUCAAAUCGGGAUCGCGUUAUAUCAGAAGCCAGCCAACUCCAGGACGAAGGGACUGGAUCACCGACUGCCACGCGCGUUGCAAUUCACUGGCUUCGGAACUGCAUCUCAGGUCAUCGGCAUUGCAAAGUAG
Messenger RNA from Mytilinidion resinicola, 1404 nucleotides. RefSeq names its product ankyrin. Lineage: Eukaryota; Fungi; Ascomycota; Dothideomycetes; Mytilinidiales; Mytilinidiaceae. The record is from RefSeq and is a predicted model, not a curated record. Bases 1 to 1404 code for a protein of 467 amino acids. The transcript has 2 exons. Gene Ontology annotation, molecular function: protein binding.